AUGUUGGAGAAACCCGCCCGGCUGCCUGUUCGGCAGCUGGUCAUUCUCUCAAUAUGUCGCUUCGCAGAGCCGGUCGUCUUGACCUCCGUCCUUCCCUACCUGCCCGAAAUGAUCGACCAUGUCGGCGUCCCCAAAUCCGAAAUCGCCAAAUGGGUCGGCAUCACCACCGCCGUGACCUCUCUCUCGCAGGCCCUCAUGGCCGUCACUUGGGGCACUCUCUCCGACACUCUCGGCCGCAAACCCAUCAUCCUAGUCGGGCUCACCUGCACCAUGGUCUUCUCGCUUCUAUUCGGCUUCUCCUCGUCCCUCUCCAUGCUAGUCAUCUCCCGCGCCCUGCUCGGGCUCAUGAACGGCAACGUGGGCAUCAUCCGCACCAUGGUCGCGGAAAUGGUGCCCCAGAAGGAACUUCAGCCCCGCGCGUUUAGUAUCAUGCCGCUGGUGUGGACGAUCGGGAGUAUUUUUGGUCCGGCGUUUGGGGGCGCGUUGGCGAGGCCCGCGGAGAAGCAUCCAGGGUUGUUUGGGGGGUCAGAGUUCCUCAGGAAGUGGCCGUUUGCGUUGCCGAAUAUUGCUUCCGCGGUUUUCUUUGUUGUUGGGAUUGCGACGGGGUGGUUGUUCUUGCAUGAAACGCUCGCUGCGAAGAAAAAUCAUCGCGACUAUGGAUUGGUUGUCGGCGAGGCAUUGACUAGCUCGUGUACUUCUUCUCGGAAGAAGAAGUCAUCAGAGUCUCACGCUUCAGAUGCAGAACGACAAUCCCUUCUACCACCAAACACUACCCGUUCAGCGACAGCAACAGCAGCAAAGAAAUCCAAACCAACCUGGAGCGAGAUCUUCACUCCCCAAUCCCGACUCGUCCUGCUCGCUUACGCCCUCAUGUCCAUGCACGCUAUGGCCUUCGAUUCCGUCCUCCCUGUCUUCCUGCAUAGCCCGGAACAGCAAUACGAGGGUAACCCGGACGUGAAACUCCCCUUCAAAUUCACUGGUGGAUUCGGCGUCGACUCCCAAACUAUCGGCAUCUACUACACCCUCGAAGGCAUCCUCGGCAUGUUCAUCCAAUUCCUCAUCUUCCCCUGGGCGGCCCAAACCUUCGGCGUGCUCAACUGCCUAAAAGCCGUGGCCAGCGUGUUCCCGGUCAUCUACCUGCUCACGCCAUUCACAGUGCUUCUUCCCGUCCCGUGGCUGCGCACCGUGGCGAUUUUCUGCCUCAUGUUGGGGAAAUUGUCCGCCUCGAUCUUCGGCUUUCCGUGCACCACUAUCCUGUUGACAAAUUCAGCGAGUAGCUUGAGCGUCCUGGGGACGUUGAAUGGGGUCGGCACGAGUGUGAGUGCCGUGGGGAGGGCAGUAGGACCGGCGAUUAUUGGGGGGGCGUACUCGUGGGGAGUGAAGAGGGGGUGGGGGAUUGUGCCGUGGUGGGUGCUGGGUGUGUUUGGAAUGUUGAGUGCGGUGCCGGUGGGGUGGAUGGGGGAAGAGAAUCGGUUGCAGGCUGCAGAGGAGUCCACAACCACCAAAACAGCCCUCCUCCUCACCCUCCUCACCUCCAUCGGCGGCAUAACCGGCUACCUGCGCGCGCGCUCCCUCCCCUCGCUGAUCGCUGGCCUCUCCGUCUCCUUCCUCUACCUCCUCUCGUAUCUCCGUCUACGCGCGAACCAGCCCUACGGUGCAGAGAUCGGUCUCUUGGCGUCCCUUGUCCUGGGUGGUGCGUCGAUCCCCAGAGCCAUUAAGACGGGGAAGGGCGUGCCCAUGGGUCUGGGGGUUUUGGCGGUUGUCGGGGCUGUGGUUUUUGGGAAUGCGGUGGUUAAUAAUUAG
Messenger RNA from Aspergillus welwitschiae, 1803 nucleotides. RefSeq names its product MFS transporter. The transcript has 7 exons. NCBI's taxonomy places the organism in Eukaryota, Fungi, Ascomycota, Eurotiomycetes, Eurotiales, Aspergillaceae. Gene Ontology annotation, cellular component: membrane. The coding region runs from base 1 to 1803 and encodes 600 amino acids. Gene Ontology annotation, molecular function: transmembrane transporter activity. Gene Ontology annotation, biological process: transmembrane transport. The record is from RefSeq and is a predicted model, not a curated record.